Messenger RNA from Protomyces lactucae-debilis, 1330 nucleotides. Its product is annotated as heme peroxidase. The transcript has a single exon. Bases 163 to 1248 code for a protein of 361 amino acids. The record is from RefSeq and is a predicted model, not a curated record. Lineage: Eukaryota; Fungi; Ascomycota; Taphrinomycetes; Taphrinales; Protomycetaceae. Gene Ontology annotation, biological process: hydrogen peroxide catabolic process; response to reactive oxygen species; cellular response to oxidative stress. Gene Ontology annotation, molecular function: peroxidase activity; heme binding.
CCCAAUUCCCCCGAUACUCUGCCCAGAUCCCGAUGUCCGUGUAUGCCGGCAUGGGCUGACCUAAGACUUCUAGAACGAGCACAUGCAACGAGCAGCAACCUCAACUUGACCUUCACCGUCUCCCUCUCCCUCAUCUACACAACCGACUGAGAGCACGCAGACAUGUUCAAGCAGUCGGCAUACGCAUUCAGACACGCAUUCAAGCGGCAAGCAACCCUUGCGCGCCCUCAGCGUGCAGCACAGCGUUUCAAUGCCACUCAAGCAGGCAAUAGCAGCAGCAGCAGCAGUAGCAAGAUGCCUUUGAUUAUUGGUUUGCUAGCAGCUGGUGGAGCAGGUGGCUACUACCUCUACUCUCAAACCAACUCUGCCGGUGAACAACUCGAUCUCAAGGAUUCCAUUAAAGCAGCCACAAGCCCGCAUGACUACCAAACUGUCUACAACGACAUUGUGGAUGUGUUGGAUGCAGAUGAGUAUGACGAUGGUUCAUACGGUCCUGUCCUUGUUCGUCUUGCUUGGCAUGCAUCAGGUACGUAUGACAAGGACACCAACACCGGUGGCAGUAACGGUGCAACGAUGCGUUGGGCACCUGAAUCAGAUCAUGGCGCCAAUGCAGGUCUUCACACUGCCCGUACAGUCCUUGAAAAAGUACACGCCAAGCACCCUUGGAUUUCCUUCUCUGACUUAUGGACGCUUGCAGGUGUUGCUGCCAUUCAAGAAAUGUCAUUGGGUCAGUGUAAAGUCCCUUGGCGACCCGGACGGCAGGAUCGCGAUGUGGCCUUUUGUACACCGGAUGGACGUUUGCCAGAUGCUAGCCUGGAUCAGGGACAUCUCCGCAAUAUCUUUUAUCGCAUGGGUUUCAACGAUGAGGAGAUUGUCGCUUUGAGUGGUGCACAUGCUUUGGGACGUUGCCACGAUGAUCGUUCUGGGUUCAAGGGACCUUGGACGUUUUCGCCCACUGCAUUGACAAAUGACUACUACAAGCUGUUGAUGGAGGAGAAGUGGUCGUACAAGAAGUGGAAUGGUCCUAAGCAAUUUGAAGAUGUCACAACCAAAUCCCUCAUGAUGCUUCCUACAGAUAUGGCACUCAUCAAGGAUAAAAAGUUCAAGCAGGUUGUGGAGAAGUACGCCAAGGACCAAGACUUGUUCUACAAUGACUUUAGCAAGGUCUUUUGCAAGCUUCUCGAAUUGGGUGUGCCUUUUGCAGAGGACCAGAAGCCAAUGGUGCUCAAGCCCGUUGCUUCAGAGUAGAUAGGUCUACAAGCAUCUCUUUCAUUGUUGGCAUAGAUAUAGAAUGUGGCUUUAUAGAUCAAACAUGACGGCUUCCCUACCU